Molecule: messenger RNA, 1134 nt
Organism: Octopus bimaculoides (California two-spot octopus)
Lineage: Eukaryota; Metazoa; Mollusca; Cephalopoda; Octopoda; Octopodidae
Product: GDP-mannose 4,6 dehydratase
Biological process (GO): 'de novo' GDP-L-fucose biosynthetic process
Molecular function (GO): GDP-mannose 4,6-dehydratase activity
Source: RefSeq, a predicted model, not a curated record
ACGGACUUCCCUUCCAAUCACAAGAUGGCUGCCACCGGUGCUGAUACAUCAAACCGUAAGGUUGCUCUAAUAACUGGUAUUACAGGACAGGAUGGAUCAUAUCUUGCUGAGUUCCUGUUGGCAAAGGGCUAUGAGGUCCAUGGAAUCAUACGACGGGCCAGCACUUUUAAUACCCACAGGAUCGAACAUUUGUAUGCUGAUCCGAAGACCCACCGUGAAGGAUCUAUGCAUCUCCACUAUGGAGACAUGACUGACAGCACUAACCUUGUGAAGAUUGUGAGCGAUGUGCAACCUACUGAGAUAUACAACCUUGCUGCACAGAGUCAUGUGAAGGUGUCUUUUGAACUUGGUGAAUACACAGCCAAUGUAGAUGCUGUUGGCACCCUUCGACUACUUGACGCAAUCCGUACAUGUUCUCUAAGUGACAAAGUGAAAUUUUACCAAGCUUCAACCAGUGAAUUGUAUGGAAAAGUACAAGAGAUUCCACAGAAAGAGACCACACCGUUUUACCCUCGUUCACCUUAUGGAGCUGCCAAGCUCUAUGCCUAUUGGAUUGUUGUCAACUACCGGGAAGCGUACAACAUGUUUGCAUGCAAUGGUAUAUUGUUCAACCAUGAGAGUCCCAGACGAGGUGAAACUUUUGUAACCCGCAAAAUAACUCGUGCUGUGGCUAAGAUUACCCAGGGGAACCAGGAAUUUGUUGAACUUGGUAACCUGGACUCCAAACGUGAUUGGGGCCAUGCUAAAGAUUAUGUGGAGGCCAUGUGGAUGAUGCUUCAGCAAGAGGAACCUGAAGACUUUGUCAUUGCAACAGGGGAGACGCACAGCGUACGUGAAUUCUUAGAGGAAGCAUUCCAUGUUGUUGGAACUGAAAUCCAGUGGGAAGGUAAAGGUGUUGACGAAGUGGGUAAAGAUAAGAAAACUGGCAAAGUUCGUGUUAAGAUUAAUCCUAAAUAUAACCGUCCAACUGAAGUGGAUCUACUUUUGGGAGAUUGUUCAAAAGCCAAAGAAAAGUUAAAAUGGUCCAGGAAGUAUGAUUUCAAGCUGGAAAUCUGCAGAAUCGGUAGAGGUUAUUUUAAAAUGUUGGGAGCAAUGCCUCUUCAAGGUUUUGGUGAUGUGAUUAUGUAUUUUUAG